Messenger RNA from Bradysia coprophila, 2988 nucleotides. Its product is annotated as membrane alanyl aminopeptidase-like. The record is from RefSeq and is a predicted model, not a curated record. Gene Ontology annotation, cellular component: membrane; cytoplasm. Lineage: Eukaryota; Metazoa; Arthropoda; Insecta; Diptera; Sciaridae. Gene Ontology annotation, molecular function: zinc ion binding; metalloaminopeptidase activity; peptide binding. Gene Ontology annotation, biological process: peptide catabolic process; proteolysis.
UUUCAUAUAUUGAGUGGGUACUGUCUAUUUGUUAAUUGUCUUAUAAAUAUGAGUGACAGGUUCUUCACUCUCAUUACAUCGUUCCGUGAAGGUAAAUCAUAAUUGGAUAAUACUCUGAAAUCAUGAAAGUACUUCAUUUCCUUAUCGCAACAUGCUUCGUAGGAGCCACUUUGUCGACACCCAUCGAUGAUAUCGAGCCCAAACAAUCAACGAUCAACUAUCGACUACCUGUUACUGUGAUACCCAGCAAUUAUGCCAUCGAAAUUGAACCAUAUUUUACGGGAGCCAAGCAAUUCACAUUUGAUGGACGAGCUACGAUCACAUUUCGAUCUCAAACCACCACAAACCAAAUAGUGCUGCAUCAAAAUCAGCUUACAAUAAACGAGCCCCUAACUACAUUAACCCUUGCAAGUAAUGCUGCCUCGCAAACUGUUAUUACCGGAGCAAAUUGGGACAAUGUCACUCAUUUGUACACACUUACCACUGCCACCGCUUUGGUACCAUCAAUUGACUAUCGGAUAACAUUCGUUUACAGCGGAAUAUUGUCCGACGAUAUGCGAGGUUUCUACAAAAGUUCCUAUGUGGAAAACAAUGUGACGAAAUGGUUAGGUACAACUCAAAUGCAGCCGACCCAUGCACGUAGAGUUUUCCCAUGUUUUGACGAACCUAGGUUUAAAGCCACUUUCGACAUAGCAAUUAUUCGAUCCAUCAAUUUUACCACAACCGUGUCCAAUACGCAACGUGUUAGUUCCACACUUAUACCCGAUGGCUCUGACCGAACAAGAGAUGUCUUUGCACAAACACCAUUCAUGUCCACGUAUUUGGUUGCAUUUAUUGUGUCUGAAUUUCAAAUCAGAUCGAAUACAGAUGGUUCGUUCCGGGUUAUCGCAAGACCGGAAGCAUUCGACCAGACAUUUUAUGCUCACGAUGUUGGACCGAAGCUGUUGUCCGGAUUAGAAACAUAUUUAGACUAUCCAUACAAUAACAUGACAGGGAUGACAAAAAUGGAGAUGGCAGCCCUGCCAGACUUUUCCGCUGGAGCUAUGGAAAAUUGGGGUCUGCUGACGUAUCGAGAAACCGCUUUGCUCUACCAUCCUAACGUAUCUACUGCUUUAGCUCAGCAGAGAGUUGCUACGGUCAUAACUCAUGAACAGGCGCAUAUGUGGUUCGGAGAUCUGGUCACCUGCGACUGGUGGGAAUAUACUUGGCUGAAUGAAGGUUUUGCUAGAUACUUCCAAUACUACGGAACAGCUUUCUUAGCGGAGACACAUUGGGAUCUACCGAGCCAGUUCAUAGUCGAACAACUUCAAGUGGUCAUGGGAGCUGAUUCCUUGGAAACGUCUCAUCCGAUGAGCCACACCGUAAACAGUCCCUCAGAUAUUUCUGGUAUUUUCGACAGUAUCUCGUACAGUAAAGGAGCGGCCGUAAUUAGAAUGACUGAACACAUCAUGGGUUCGAAUAGCUUUAAGACUUCGCUGCAACAAUAUUUGAGACAAAAUGCCUACGGGACAACCACACCUCAGCAACUAUACGAUGCAUUACAACCGAAUGUGCCUGCGACUACCUUACAAGUCGCUGAUUUCUUAAAUUCAUGGACCAAUCAAACGGGCUACCCAGUUGUGACAGUGAAUCGCGGUGACGACAGGAAAACGUUGACCAUUUCGCAGAAACGAUUUUUGCUGAAAAAUCCAAGUCACAGCGACAGUACACGCUGGGAAAUCAAACUCAAUUAUGCCACGUCUCAACAGAAGAAUUUCCAGACAACCCAAUCCACGCAGUCACUGAGUCAAAAUGGAAGUUCUCUAACGUUUGCUCUAUCUGGUGAAGUUGAUUGGGUCAUUUUCAAUAUUCAGCAAACUGGCUACUAUCGCGUUAACUACGAUACUGCUACGUGGGAGAAUAUUGGGCAAGCACUAAAGACGAACAACACCGAUAUCCAUGUUCUUAACAGGGCCCAGAUAGUUGAUGACGCAUUAAAUUUAGCUCGGGGCGAACUAUUGGACUACAAUUUAGCGUUAAGCAUCGUACAAUAUCUGGAAGAAGAAACGAACUAUCUGCCAUGGUACGCCGUGUUCAAUAACUUCAUUUAUGUACAACGACGUCUCAGCACAUCUCAAUUGGACAUGUACAAGAGAUACAUUCUUGGCUUGGUUAGCAACAUCUAUGACAUCCUCGGAUUCAACAGUAGACCGACUGACACAAGACUAGACAUCUACAACAGAGCAAACAUUCUCAGCAAUGCCUGCAAAUUUGGACAUCAAGGUUGCAUUGAAGCGGCUGUUAGUGAAUUUAAUAAAUUGGUAGCACAACCACUGAGCUACAGUGUGCCACCAAAUGUUCGACCAGUGGUCUAUUGCACAGCUAUAACCGAAGGAAAUGAAACCACCUGGAAUUUCAUGUGGGAACGAUUUUUAACGGAAAAUGUGGCUGCUGAACAGGUUGUGAUAUUGACAGCCUUGGGAUGUACGAAAGAUGAAGAGUUGUUGAAGGGCUACCUGAACAAAAUAUUGACAGAUUCAGUGAGACUACAGGACAAGCAAGCCGCUUUCACCGCUACAUAUAACAAUCAUGGCGAAAAUGUUCAAAUUGUCUUAGAUUAUGUUCUGGCAAACUAUACUGCCAUCAAGAAUUCCUUCGAUAACAUUGGCGAUGUUGCAACCAUAAUAUCAAACCUAGCCGCUAGGUUCUCGAAUUCUGCACAAAUUGAACAACUGGAAACGUUCUAUGCGGGCAAAGAAUCGGAAUUCGGUUCAACAACUAUUGCAACAGCUAUUACCGAUGCGAAAUUCAAUGUUCAAUGGGCGGACAAACAUGUGCCAACUAUUUACAAUUAUAUGAGAUCCGUGUCCGGUGCUCCACGAAUGUUGACGAUCAGUCUGUCGGUGGUGCUGGUUUCGGUUGUUUUAAGUUUAAUUUGGAAUUAACAGAGAAAUGUUCUGUUAGCUGUGUUGUUAUAUGAUGUUCAGUAUUAAAAGUGAAUUUUACGAA